CUGCCCAUUAGUUUGCAUAUAAAUUACAAUUAUUGCUUUUUUUUUUGGUGGUGGUAUUAAUUGACUUUGAAAUGGGAGCUCCUUUUUUGCGGUUCGGUUUUUUUUUUUCAGUGGGUGCCCCCCUCCAACUCAAUGCCUACCCCUGCAAUACGGUGGCCGUUAUCGGAGCUGGCUUAGCAGGAGCCAUCACCCUCGAUGCUCUCGUGCGGGAGAAGGCCUUUGACCUGAUACGUGUCUUUGAGAGGAGAGAAGGGCCGGCACGCACGACCUGCGUGGCCUCCACAAAAGGAUCGGGGACCUCAAACCUUCAGGCCCUGAGCGACCGCACCGCGGACCCGCCGCUGCGCCCGCCGGUGGUGCUGCCCGCCGAGGCCCCCAGGGCCCCUCCGCGCUUCGCCGAGUCCUCCAUCUACCCGUACCUCGAGACCAACGUGGACCACCGGUCCAUGCGGUUCUCGGCCGAGCCCAUCCCCGCCGACGCGACCGCGGCGUCGGCGGAGCUGUACGGGCCCGGGACGCCGUUCCGCCACUGGGAGGUGCUGCGGCGCUACGUCUCCGACGUCGUCGCCCGGGCUGCCGGGGACGCCGGGGACGGCGUCUCGGUAUCCUACGGCACCACCGUCGAGCUGGUCGAAAAGGCCGGCGAGGAGUGGGAGGUGACGCUGCGGAGGGAGCAGGGCGAGGGGCGCGACUACUGGUGGGCGGAGCGGUUCGACGCCGUCGUGGUCGCCAGUGGGCACUACAACGUGCCGUACGUGCCGGCGAUCGAGGGGUUGGAUGAGUUCCAGCGCGCGAGGCCGGGUAGUGUGCUGCACAGCAAGUAUUUCAGGGGUAGGGAUCAGUUUCAGGGGCAAAGUGAGAAACAGCAAAAAACUGUCGUUGUCGUGGGCGCCUCCGUCUCGGCCGCAGACAUCGCCUUCGACCUGGUCAAGGUCGCGAAACCCCCCGUGCACGCCGUCGUGCUGGGCCACACGGCCAACGCCUACUUCGGCGACAGGACCUUUGACCACCCGCGAAUCACCAAGCGGUCCUCCAUCGCGCGCGUCGACCCGUCCGCCGCGGCCGUGCACCUGGCCGACGGGGGCGUGAUCAGGGACGCCGACCACAUCAUCAUGGGCACGGGCCACACCUGGACGCUGCUGUUCCUGCCCUGCGCACCCGCGCGCAACAACCGCGUGCCGGGCCCGUACCAGCACGCCGUCUUCCGGCGCGACCCGACGCUGCUGUUCGUCGGCGCCGUGGGCGCGGGCCUGACGUUCAAGAUCUUCGAGUGGCAGGCCGUCCUGGCGGCCCGCCUGCUGGCCGGGCGGACCGCGCGGCCGCUCCCCGCCGCCGAGGAGAUGGAGCGCUGGGAGGACGAGAGGGUCGCGGCCAGGGGGGACGGCGCCCGGUUCACGCUCAUCUACCCCGAAUUCGAGGAGUACUUUGAGGAGCUGAGGGGGCUCGCGGGCGAGGGGCUCGACGGCUGCGGGAGGAAGCUGCCGAGGUUCGACCCGGAGUGGGCGCGGCUGUUCAUGGCCGGCCACGAGCUGCGGAAAGACAGGUGGAGGAGGAUCAAUACAGAGGCGGCCGAGGAGGAAGGCCGGAAGGAUGGUUCGGCCACGGCAGUAAGCAGAAACUGA
Molecule: messenger RNA, 1622 nt
Organism: Gaeumannomyces tritici R3-111a-1
Lineage: Eukaryota; Fungi; Ascomycota; Sordariomycetes; Magnaporthales; Magnaporthaceae
Exons: 4
Coding region: 72-1622 (516 amino acids)
Molecular function (GO): N,N-dimethylaniline monooxygenase activity; NADP binding; flavin adenine dinucleotide binding
Source: RefSeq, a predicted model, not a curated record